Messenger RNA from Alligator sinensis (Chinese alligator), 1419 nucleotides. Its product is annotated as histone H2A type 2-C-like. Gene Ontology annotation, cellular component: nucleosome. The transcript has a single exon. NCBI's taxonomy places the organism in Eukaryota, Metazoa, Chordata, Crocodylia, Alligatoridae. The record is from RefSeq and is a predicted model, not a curated record. The coding region runs from base 23 to 259 and encodes 78 amino acids. Gene Ontology annotation, molecular function: structural constituent of chromatin; protein heterodimerization activity; DNA binding.
GGGAGCCGGCGCGCCCGUGUACAUGGCGGCCGUGCUGGAGUACCUGACUGCCGAGAUCCUGGAGUUGGCGGGCAACGCGGCCCGCGACAACAAGAAAACGCGCAUCAUCCCGCGGCACUUGCAGCUGGCCAUCCGCAACGACGAGGAGCUGAACAAGCUGCUGGGCAAGGUGACGAUCGCGCAGGGCGGCGUGCUGCCCAACAUCCAGGCCGUGCUGCUGCCCAAGAAGACCGAGAGCCACAAGCCCAAGGGCAAGUAACCGUGCUGCUGCUGCCCGAGUCCUGCUUUGACCUGAACCCAAAGGCUCUUUUAAGAGCCACCUAUAACUUCAUAGGAAGAGCUGGUUUCUCUACUCGGGAGCGGUUAGUCGGUUGUGUGUUUUUUCUAGUCAUUGAAGGCUCCUUACCGUGUCAAGGCUGACAGGGAUGCUGAUAAACCGCACUCCCCCAUAAAGUACUAGUGGGCCGAGCUGAGGGAAGUCUAGCUCUGGCAUCACUGAAAGUGGAGCUGGUGAGGUGCAGUACUGUGUUCGAGGGCAUUUUGAAUAGCGUUGGUACCCCGAAUUAAAUAAGUCAGUGAGCCACGACGGCCUAGGGCAAUUGAACGUGGUAAGAAUAUGAUCUUGCGAGGUUGUGGCCUGUAUUACAUGGAGCGACCCGCCCUGCUGCAACUGCACAGACAGAUCCCUCUGCUACCAUACGGUUCCAGUUGCCCUCGGAGAAGGGAUACAUCUUUUCAACUCGACAUUUCCGGAGUUGAUUUCGAAGGAAAGCGGUCGGUUCUGCUUCCCCUCCCCAGUGCUCCGCCCUGUUCCCAGCACCCCAGGAACCGCCGGCCCUCGCUAUCAGUAUUCAAGGGCGCUUUGCUUUUUGUCACUGGACGCUCCCCGCCCCCGCCAGGUUCCGCUGUGUUCGGCUCCUGCAGCCUGCGCCACGCCGGUGGGGGCCACCUAGGGCGCAGCACGGACCCGGGUCAGGUCUGCGUAGCGCGACGGAUGCACACUCCGCGCACGGGGGCCUUGGGGAAAUGGCGCCUGGCCCUAACCUCACCCCAGGCCCUAGUGGACCGAGUGCGGGAAGCCCCUUGCCUCGCCCUCGCUAGUGGCGGGGUGGUUGGAGCUGUCCAAUGCCCGCCAAGCCCGGGAAAUUCAAACAGGCAGUGGGGGAGUGGGUGAGCGGCCGGGCCUGGGCCCCCGAGUCCGCCUUCUCGAAAGAUGGGUGGAUCCUCGAGCACCGCUCCCGACAGAGGCCCCUUACACUUGCCUGCCCCAGGCGGCCCCACCUGCCCUUAGGAACUGGGUGCGCCUCUGAGGGUGCCCCCAUCUGCCCCCAGCCCGCUUGUGCAUCCCUCGGAGCGCACAGCCGGAAUCCCGCCCCAUUCCUCUCAGAGACCGGGCAUGCGCAACAUGAACAGGGUUUC